Messenger RNA from Homo sapiens (human), 4608 nucleotides. It is a transcript of the gene NCK1, whose product is annotated as NCK adaptor protein 1. Gene Ontology annotation, biological process: negative regulation of transcription by RNA polymerase II; negative regulation of PERK-mediated unfolded protein response; positive regulation of actin filament polymerization. The transcript is spliced from 4 exons. The record is from RefSeq and is a predicted model, not a curated record. Lineage: Eukaryota; Metazoa; Chordata; Mammalia; Primates; Hominidae. Bases 322 to 1455 code for a protein of 377 amino acids. Gene Ontology annotation, cellular component: endoplasmic reticulum; cytosol; vesicle membrane. Gene Ontology annotation, molecular function: ephrin receptor binding; eukaryotic initiation factor eIF2 binding; protein domain specific binding.
CUCGCGCUGAGUUAGCCCCGGGGGCGCCGUCUGCAGGCUCGGAGCCGAGCCGGAGGGGGCGCGGAGGCUGCUCGGAGGGUCCAGACUUCUGCACCGGGAUUCCGCGAGACCCUCGGGCCGUUGCCCCAGGGAGCGUGACCCCGCGGCCUCCUUGUCAGCCCCUGGAGCGCUGUGUCGGGCUGAGAGCCCGGGCGGCCGCCCGUGCGAGCCUGGGAGGUCGAGUGUGCGGCGCGCUGGUUGACUUGUCUGUUUUCUCAUGAAAAAGUCCUUUUGCCAGCUGUGGCGUAAUCCGAGGCCGGGAAGUGCUGAAGCUGCUGAAAGAUGGCAGAAGAAGUGGUGGUAGUAGCCAAAUUUGAUUAUGUGGCCCAACAAGAACAAGAGUUGGACAUCAAGAAGAAUGAGAGAUUAUGGCUUCUGGAUGAUUCUAAGUCCUGGUGGCGAGUUCGAAAUUCCAUGAAUAAAACAGGUUUUGUGCCUUCUAACUAUGUGGAAAGGAAAAACAGUGCUCGGAAAGCAUCUAUUGUGAAAAACCUAAAGGAUACCUUAGGCAUUGGAAAAGUGAAAAGAAAACCUAGUGUGCCAGAUUCUGCAUCUCCUGCUGAUGAUAGUUUUGUUGACCCAGGGGAACGUCUCUAUGACCUCAACAUGCCCGCUUAUGUGAAAUUUAACUACAUGGCUGAGAGAGAGGAUGAAUUAUCAUUGAUAAAGGGGACAAAGGUGAUCGUCAUGGAGAAAUGCAGUGAUGGGUGGUGGCGUGGUAGCUACAAUGGACAAGUUGGAUGGUUCCCUUCAAACUAUGUAACUGAAGAAGGUGACAGUCCUUUGGGUGACCAUGUGGGUUCUCUGUCAGAGAAAUUAGCAGCAGUCGUCAAUAACCUAAAUACUGGGCAAGUGUUGCAUGUGGUACAGGCUCUUUACCCAUUCAGCUCAUCUAAUGAUGAAGAACUUAAUUUCGAGAAAGGAGAUGUAAUGGAUGUUAUUGAAAAACCUGAAAAUGACCCAGAGUGGUGGAAAUGCAGGAAGAUCAAUGGUAUGGUUGGUCUAGUACCAAAAAACUAUGUUACCGUUAUGCAGAAUAAUCCAUUAACUUCAGGUUUGGAACCAUCACCUCCACAGUGUGAUUACAUUAGGCCUUCACUCACUGGAAAGUUUGCUGGCAAUCCUUGGUAUUAUGGCAAAGUCACCAGGCAUCAAGCAGAAAUGGCAUUAAAUGAAAGAGGACAUGAAGGGGAUUUCCUCAUUCGUGAUAGUGAAUCUUCGCCAAAUGAUUUCUCAGUAUCACUAAAAGCACAAGGGAAAAACAAGCAUUUUAAAGUCCAACUAAAAGAGACUGUCUACUGCAUUGGGCAGCGUAAAUUCAGCACCAUGGAAGAACUUGUAGAACAUUACAAAAAGGCACCAAUUUUUACAAGUGAACAAGGAGAAAAAUUAUAUCUUGUCAAGCAUUUAUCAUGAUACUGCUGACCAGAAGUGACUGCUGUGUAGCUGUAAUUUGUCAUGUAAUUGAAGACUGAGAAAAUGUUGGGUCCAGUCGUGCUUGAUUGGAAAUUGUUGUUUCUAAAUCUAUAUGAGAAUUGACAAUAAGUAUUUUUAUUAUAACUCAGCCCAUACAUAUAUACUAUGUAUGCAGUGCAUCUGCAUAGAACAGUUCCUUAUCCUUGGCCUUCUGUUUUAUUGUUUUUUUCUUUGCUGUUUUCCCUUUGCUUCUAAUAUUACAGUUUUGUAUUUUGUAAACAAAAAUCAAAUAAUGCAUAUCAGAAUCUUUAUAUGGAAGAAAUCCUUUAUUGCCUUUCCUUUGUUUCCUUGUAAAGGCACCCUGUUCUGUUAUGGUUUUUCAUUAUAUAAAAUUAUUAUAUCUAUAUAUGACAUAUGCUAAAAUUUCUUGGAGAGUGUUAAUCUUUUCUGUGACUAAAUAGCAAUAAUAAGUGGAAAAUUAGAAAUUAUUUCCAGGUAUUAUAUUUGUCACAGGCCAUUGUAAAUACCAAGUAUAUUGUGUCUGCCAUAAUUUUUAAAAAUACAUUCAUUGUCUUCAGUCAUACAGCAAGACACAUGAGACAUAGAUUAGAAAACAUGUUGUACAAUUUUAAUUUACAACUGUUGGAAAUAAAAAUCACUUAAUUUUUUUCCAGUGCUUCUCCCUCAUCUGGUUAUUCAAGAAAACAAAACAGUCUCUGAGAUAUUUAGCUUUUCAAACUGUAAAUAGAUGCUCUAGUGUUAUUUAUUUUUUUAAUCCCACUUGUAUUAUUUUACCUCUAGAGCAUCUUGUAUUAGGACAUGUUAUAUUUAUGCCAGUGGGAAAUAAGUUAUGGCCAAGUUUUGCAAAAACAGGAAGCAGUGAGAUACUUGUUUUUUUCUCCUCACUAAAUAUCAGUAAUUGUCAGGAAUGGUAUUACCUAUUUUCAUUUCCUCUUUUCAGCUUUAAGUUUUGUUGAUUGGGACACUAAAACUGAUGUAUACCUGAGGAAAAAAUAGAAUGUGCUCAUGGUUAGGGAAAAUUAUAUUAUUUUUAAUUUUUUAAUUUGUUUUUUAACCAAGUAGGAAUUUGGGUGUAUGGAUAAGAGGCCAAUCUGCUUCUGUAGGCUAUAGAAGAAAACCAGUUGUAUUUUAUGGUCAUAAUUUGUCCCCCUAUUAUUCUGGAGAUUUAAAUUUAAGUAAAGUAGCCAUCAGUAUUUUAAUUGAAAAAUACUAAAGCCACAUAACUGAGUAGGAUGUCGUAUGAUACUUUCAACAAAUUCCCUAAUGCUGCCUAAGCAUAUGGAUGUUUUAAUUCUUUGCUGUUAUAAAUAGAUAUCUAAUACGCCAGAAUUACUGAUGGUAAAAUUGAAGUUGUGUAACUUGUGAAUUUUUUUUAUCAAUGUUUUAAAUAUUAUUUAAAUCUUAAAAUCAUUUAAAGACUUAUGUUGCCACUGGGUGGCAGCCAUGGCUUCUCCCACUAAGCAACAGAAGUGACCAAAUAUAAUUAAGACAAAUUUUCAUCUCUAUUACAUCUGCUUUUAAAACAUUUUAGUUCAUAUUCUAUUAUUUUUCUAACUCAGUACUCCUUUGUUGAGGGUAAUUAUUAGUAGUUAAGUUUUUAAUGGAAAUAAAAAUCAUGUAUGCUUAUCUUUGCUGUAAAAUCAAAUGAAUAUAAAUUGAGGAAAACUUUAAAUUGUUGUAGGAUGACUAGUAGUAAACAUCAUCUUAAUUUUUAACAUAUAUUUGAUGAUGCUUUCCUUUUCUCUGUAUGUUUCUGGGUUUUCCCCCAGUCUUCCUUAUGAAAAAAAUGUAUGUUUGUAAAAAGAGAACAAUUAAUGCUUUGCAUCACAGACAUAAACUAUUCAUAGUAAACUGCACUGAGCUGAUAUUAAUAGAGCAGACUUUUGAGAAAGUAGGAGUGUAGUAGCACUGGAAACAGAAUGCAAAUUUCUGUUCCAUAAUUAGGUUUAUUGUAGCUAUAGCGCUCCCAGAUAACCCAUGUGUGCUAGUAAUAUCUAUUGUGUGCUCUUACUAUGGUAUAAAAACCUCGCUGGAAGCUACUUAUUUUGUACUUAAAUAUUUUACCAAUUUUUAAAAAGUCUUAAUCCAAUGCUUAUACCAGUGACUGUUUUUAUAAUACUUGAAGUAACUUUAAGAACUGAAACAACCCUGGAAAACUCUACAUAGCUAGAUAGUAACAAUACUUGUAUAAGAAACCAAGUUUCCUUAUUCCCAGCCUGGUGUCUGUAUCGUGACACACUACUCUGUGUAUGCUUGGUUUUAGACUAGGAGGAGAGUCCUGGGAAGGGCAAUAUUACAGAAGUUUUCUUCCACAUGAGGAGAAUGCUUAGUUUCAAAUUUAAAUACAUGUGUCAGAUGGAACCCUGCCUAACUCACUUCUACAAAUAACUUCCCCAAAAUCUUAGAAGGUUUUUUAGAACAUGAUAUAAGCUUUGUGACAAAAACAAAUGCCAUUGUGUCCCUUAUUUAGUCAUAAAACCUUAGGAUUCAGCUGAAUAUAUAUUCACACAUGUAUAUUACACAUAUAUCACUAUACAGUUAACACAUGCACCUUGCACUAUUAGUGACAAAUAAUACUGCUAAACAAAAUAGGCUUCAUGCAAUCUAUUGCCAUUGCUAGAAGAAUAAAUAGGCCUAGCAGAUGGGCAACUUGGGUUGUUAGAAUAAGGUCAUUCUUGCAGAAUAUGGCACUUAAAUUAUCUCCAGCUGUAAUGUCCUACCAUAUAAUCCAGAGGUUGCAUAGAAGCAGAGUUGUCACAGUCUCUGUAGCACGUUUGUGAGAAUUCUCUAGGCAGGCCCAGCCCUUCUCUAGAAGUUUGAAUUUCACUCCCACCUUGUUGCUGGGGUACCUUCUUCAGGGUACAUCUAAACACAGUGGCCUUAUACAGAAAUGUUGUUCAACCCACACAGUGCUUUAAAAAAUUAAUUGCCAACAUUUAAAAAUCAGGGAGUUUCACAUAAAAUUCAGACUUCUUGUUUCCCUUUAAAAAUGAGAAGCUAAUAACAUGAGUUGAAUUCCCACAAGUCAACAAUGAGCUGGAAUCUAAUAUGGAUGGUCCUCUUAUCUUUACCAGUGCACAUGGUGAAAAAAUUCAAACAGUAUAAUAAAGUCUUCUUUCAAGUCAAAAUAUA